CCAACCAACAAACAUUCCCCUAUGAUCCAGUUUUCACCACUCCACAAAAAAAAAAUCACUUUCUUCCAAAUUCUCUGGAAACUCUGUAACAAUGGCUGCCACAAGAACCGGAGCAUUGAAUAUGGGCAUCGUGUUGCUUACCAUGCAGCUUCUAUGGCCUGGUGGAUCCAGGGCUCAGUCGCCAGACUGCUCGACCGCGCUCACCACCUUGACCCCCUGCCUCCCAUAUAUCACCGACAAAUCCUCCACCCCCGAGGAGAAUUGCUGCACCAAGCUGAAAGAUGUUGUCAGCUCAUCGCCGCUGUGCUUGUGCCAGGUCGUCGAUGGCUCGUUUGGCGUCUCUGGUAUCAACCGAACACGGGCUAUGGAGCUGCCUGCUGCUUGUAAUCUGCAGACUCCACCUGCGAGCAGAUGCAAUGCUACUUCCCCUUCGGCAAGCCCCCUAACAGCCACUCCCAGUUCUCCAGAAGUAUCAGGGAGUGUGCCCGCAACUGCUAGCUCAGAUGGGAGCUCAAUCAAGGCGUCAUCGUCUUUGCUGCUCCUCUUCUUCUUCAUCAUUGCAGCAUCAUAUUGCUCUUCUGCCUCCAUGAUAUACUAAUGGUCUCCCUGAUCAGACAGCUUUCAGCCAUUACAUGUAUUACCAUAUAACGUAUGCUCCGGAUUGAAUAAUUGAGGUACUGUUCUCAGGAGUGUGAGCUAAUUGUGUUUUUGAAUCAUGUACGAGAUUAGAAGUUCACAUAUUUAUACGAGGAAGCUAAUUCAGU
This is a messenger RNA of Linum tenue, 764 nucleotides long. NCBI's taxonomy places the organism in Eukaryota, Viridiplantae, Streptophyta, Magnoliopsida, Malpighiales, Linaceae. The record is from the annotation of a GenBank genome assembly.